Molecule: messenger RNA, 1652 nt
Organism: Megalops cyprinoides (Indo-Pacific tarpon)
Lineage: Eukaryota; Metazoa; Chordata; Actinopteri; Elopiformes; Megalopidae
Gene: ubxn1
Product: UBX domain protein 1
Exons: 10
Coding region: 160-1056 (298 amino acids)
Molecular function (GO): protein binding
Source: RefSeq, a predicted model, not a curated record
AGCUGCAGCGGCUGUGUUAAAAAAGUCUCAAAAGUCUCAUUGCUAGCGAGUAAGCUCGUAGACAGUGUUAAUGAAUACAUACAGCUUAGUGCAUCUCUACAGCCUGAUCGCGAAGUACACACAUUGACCUGAGCAGAGCGUGCUAUCUACCUACACGAGAUGGCGGAGUGCACGACUCUAGAAAGCCUGUUGGAAAUGGGCUUUGACAGGAACCGAGCAGAGAAGGCUUUGGCACACACUGGGAACCAGGGCAUAGAAAGAGCUAUGGACUGGCUGAUGGAACAUGAGAAUGACCCAGACAUUGAUGAGCCCUAUGUGCCACCUGCGGGGAAUAUUCUGGGAUCAGCCGAGACCGAGUCAAGUCCAACGGAACCAUCCCUGGACCCCACUACAGAAGUGACAGACAGCAUGCAGGAAGGGGAGGGGAAGCGACCACGGACAGAGGAGGACAAAAAGGAACAGAUUAAGCGGCUGGAGGAGCUGAUGAAGGUGAAGCAGGAAGAGAGGAGGGAGCGGGAGAGGCAGGAGGAGGUGGAGAGGGAGAAGCAGAGGCGGAAGCAGGGCCAGGAGUUGCAGCAGGUGCGGCAGAAGCUGCAGGAAGAUGAGAUGAAGAAGCUGGCGGAGCAGCGGAGGAGGGAGAAGAUGGAGGACAGGAUGGCCAAGCAGCGGGUUCGAGAGAAGAUUGCCCGAGACCGAGAGGAGAGGGCACAGAAGUUCGGAGGCGGCUCUGCGGGGGCUGUUUCAUCCUCCCCACCUGCUGAGGCUGUUCCCUCUUCUCCCCCUGGCAACCAGGGACCCCCCCCGGCCAAGAAGGACUACGAUGAGUGUCGAAUACAGGUGCGCCUGUUGGAUGGCUCAGCCUUGACAGCUGUGUUCAAGGCCCAGGAGCCCCUGGCGGCGGUGCGGGUGUACAUACAGAUGAACGCCGCGGACGGACAAGACUUCACCCUACUGUCCCCAUACCCCCGCCGCGUCUACACUGACCUGGACAUGGAGAAACCGCUUCGAGAGCUAGGUCUGGUGCCGUCUGCUGUUCUUGUCGUUACCAAGAAAUGAUAAGGUGGCAGAGAGAGAGCUCUUAGCUCUGGCCUGCUCUGAUCCUGCAGAAGUGCGUGCAACAGCCUUUUGGGGGGAGUGGGAGAGAGACUGAAGGAAUUUGCAUCUGGAUAAGUCCACUUUCUGGUGGAAAUACACCUUGAUUGUAAUUAAUGCAAACAGCCAUGUAGAUUAUUUCACGAAAGUGUCAUUCACCUCUUCAUAAAGUGGUCGAGCUGGGGCGUGGCUUAUUUCACACAUCCCAGCCUCUCACAGCUGAUGCUGUGGAAGUUGCUUUGAUACUAAAACUAUGACUACAGUCAUGAAAGGGGGGAGGGGUACGAAUUGGACGAGAUGAAAUGAUCUGCGGAAGGUGGAUUAGAACACAGCAGUACUUGCUUAAAAUUGACACGGUGAAUGACAUUGUCCUAUGAAAUCUAUCAUUGCUUUGGGAUUCCACAGUAGGAACAUUACAACCAUCCUCACAGAAGGAAAGAGGGAGGAGUUUGAGCAGCAGUAUGGAGAAACUGGGAGAGAGGGGCUAAGAACAUCAUUAAUAGUAACCUUUUGUUUAUUUGCUCUGUUGAAUAUUAAAAACUGUGUUCAAAUCCUGCUGA